AUUUGCAUACGUUUCUCUCUCUUUCUUGAUUUCUUCCAUUUUAUAUACUAAUCACUUCCCUUUCCCUUUCCUCUUUGAUCCAUGCUUCAGCUAUGAAUUAUCAGCUCCAAGUUUGAAACUUGAACUUCAAACACACUUCACUCAUGAAGAAUGGGGCCAAAGCUUCCAUUGACCUACUUCAGAAUAACACCCACGUAUCUUGUUUUUUCAUCCCGCAAAGAUUUCCAUGGAUACCAUAAGUAUUCCCCAAGAAUAUUUUCAGAGCAGAAAUUUCCCUUCAAGUUCUCGCCCCAGUCGUUGGGGGAUAAACUCAAGCUCAGUGACAUAACUCCCAAUUCUAUACAAGAGAGGUUGAAUGGAUUGCUAUCAAGGACCCAGAAUUUCUUAAAUGAAGUGGCUUCUCCCCUUGCAAAGCCUGGUCAAAAUAGGAAGCCUUCUCAUGAAAAUGAACUCGGGUUUCAAGUAAUGGAAGACAUAUUAAUGGUAGAGGAGACAAUAGAACGCAAAACGCGAUAUGGGGUUCUAUCUCUAGCUGCUGUUAUAUGUAUUGAGCAAUUCAGCAGGAUGAAUGGAUUGACUGGGAAGAAGAUGCAGAAAAUUUUUGAAGCACUUGUCCCGGAACCUGUAUGUGGUGAUGCCCGUAAUUUGGUUGAAUACUGCUGCUUUAGAUUCUUGUCAAGAGAUGUAUCUCGGGUUAGCACCGACACGAAGACAGAAAUUUGUCAGGAUCCUGCAUUUCAAAGGCUGAUAUUCAUAACCAUGCUUGCUUGGGAAAAUCCUUACACCAAUGACCUUUCCAACAACUCAGAGAAGGCUUCCUUACAGAGUAAACUUGUCACUGAAGAAGCUUUUGUUCGUAUUGCUCCUGCAGUCUCUGGUGUGGUUGAUCGACCUGUAGUGCAUAAUCUUUUUAAGGCUCUUGCUAAAGAUCAAUCUGGAAUUUCUUUGAGCUCAUGGCUGACUUACAUUAAUGAAUUUAUCAGAGUGCGUGAAGGAAAGAGGUCAUAUCAGAUUCCAGAGUUCCCUCAAAUUUUAGGGGAGAGAAUUUUAUGCAUUGGUUCCAACAGUAAGCAGCCUGUUCUGAAAUGGGAGGGUAAUAUGGCAUGGCCAGGCAAACUUACUCUUACUGAUAAAGCAAUAUAUUUUGAGGCAGUUGGCUUAUUGGGAGAGAAGAGAGCCAUGAGAAUGGAUCUUACACAUCAAGGAUUAAAGGUAGAGAAGGCAAAGGUUGGGCCUUUAGGGUCUGCACUUUUUGACUCUGCUGUUUCCAUUUCUUCUGUCUCAGAGUCCAAUAGCUGGAUACUGGAAUUCAUUGACUUGGGAGGUGAAAUGAGGAGAGAUGUUUGGCAUGCUUUGAUAAGUGAAAUUAUAGCGUUACACAAGUUCACACAUGAAUAUGGACCUGAUGAUUCUGACGAGUCAUUGUUUCACGUAUACGGGGCUCACAAGGGAAAGGAAAGAGCAACAACCAGUGCCAUUAAUGGUAUAGCUAGACUCCAGGCGCUUCAAUACAUGAGGAAGUUGCUUGACGAUCCCAUCAAGCUUGUUCAGUUUUCUUAUUUACGGAAUGCUCCACAUAGUGACCUCGUCCUUCAGACUUUAGCUGUUAACUAUUGGGGAGGCCCACUGGUUACAGGAUUUGUGAAUACCCGCAAUCAGCCAGAGACUCAAUCCUCUGAAGAAAUGUCUGAUGGCAGCAAUAGCAUCAACCAUGUUUUUGACAUAGAUGGAAGUGUCUACUUGCGGAAGUGGAUGAAAUCUCCAUCUUGGGCAUCUAGCAAUUCCAUUAAUUUCUGGAAGAAUACUUCAACCAAAGGCUUAAUAUUAAGUAAGAAUCUUGUUGUGGCUGAUAUGUCGCUUAUAGAAAGAGCAGCAGAAAUAAGUAAACAGAAAUACCGGGUUGAGGAGAAAACUCAAGCCACCAUUGAUGCUGCAACUCUACAAGGAAUACCCAGCAAUGUUGAUCUCUUUAAGGAGCUAUUUUUCCCCUUCACUCUAACUGUCAGAAACUUUGAAAAGCUCAGGCGCUGGGAGGAGCCACCGUUGACAGUUGCAUUUCUCUCUCUUACCUAUACAAUCAUCUUUAGAAACUUGCUGUCAUAUGUGUUCCCCAUGAUGCUGAUGAUUUUGGCAGUUGGAAUGUUGACAAUUAGGGGCCUUAAGGAGCAAGGUCGCCUUGGACGAUCGUUCGGUAAAGUAACAAUACGUGAUCAGCCACCUUCCAAUACAAUACAGAAGAUUAUUGCUGUAAAAGAUGCGAUGCGUGAUGUUGAAAAUUUCUUACAGCAAGUGAAUGUUGCACUUCUCAAAAUACGUUCUGUUUUCCUCUCUGGCCAUCCACAGAUAACCACUGAGGUUGCACUAGUCCUGUUAGCUUCUGCAACUGCUCUUCUUGUUGUGCCAUUCAAGUACAUCCUUUCCUUUCUUCUCUUUGACUUGUUCACGCGGGAGCUUGAGUUUCGGAGAGAAAUGGUUAGGAAAUUCAUGAAGUUUUUAAGGGAGCGUUGGAAUGCAGUGCCGGCUGCCCCAGUAUCGGUUUUACCAUAUGAAAAUGAAGAAUCAAGAUCACAGAUUUACUUAAAGGAGAGCAAUGACCAAUCAAAAUCACAAGAAAAUAAUAUCAGUGGUAAGUCCAGUAGAUAGUAUCACUAGUUUCCUGGCUGCCUAAGGAAAAUGUGAAGAUGUAAAUUUUGUUUGAUUUUUUUGUAAAGAAAAAUAGAAAGUUUGUGUGCUAGCUUAGUUAUAUUUUGGAUUUGCUACAUAAAAUGCUUGAGUUGGAUAGUACUCUUUUUUAACUUGUGUCUCAUAGGAUUGAAGAAAUCAAUAAUAUAUGGUUUAUUACAA
This is a messenger RNA of Arachis duranensis, 2844 nucleotides long. RefSeq lists its product as uncharacterized. NCBI's taxonomy places the organism in Eukaryota, Viridiplantae, Streptophyta, Magnoliopsida, Fabales, Fabaceae. The transcript is spliced from 12 exons. Bases 151 to 2643 code for a protein of 830 amino acids. The record is from RefSeq and is a predicted model, not a curated record.